CACCUCUGUGUUGCUGGAAUAAUGGCUAACAUUCUAAUCAGACAUGCCAGAUAUUUGGCUAGACCGUUUAUCAGUAGAGCCUAUUCUUCAGUAGCUGCAGCAGUUGAGACUGCUCCUGAAGUGUACACAAUUCCACCUCCUCAACCAAAAGUUAAAAAACCAGGUCAAUUGUCCCCUGAACAAGUCAAGCAAUACUUUAAUGAUGGGUUUCUGGUUGUGCCUUCUUUCUUUACUAAGGAAGAAUUGAAACCAGUAAUGGAUGCUAUUGAAGAAUGUGUGGAUGUACUGGCUAGUAAUCUUUACAGAGGAGGCAAGAUAAAGGACAAGGCUGAGAGUGCUGGAUUAUACAAGAGGCUCAUCUUGCUUGAAGCUCAAUUCCCUGGAGCAGCAAUCGUUUUAGUGAAGCAAGGAUACCUGCCAGUGGCAUUUAGGAACCUUUGGUCUAAUGAUCGUCUCCUCAAUGCUAUCGAGCAGUUUAUUGGUCCAAACAUUGCUGGUCAUCCUGUAUGGAAUCUACGUACUAAAACACCAGUAAAUGAAGAGACAACAGUACCCUGGCAUCAAGACAAUGCAUACCUUGAUGAGACAUGCCUCACUACUCAUCAAGCAACAGCCUGGAUACCAUUCAUUGAUGCCAAUAAACUUAAUGGUUGUGUUCAAGUGGUCAAAGGAGGGCAUCGGGCUGGUAAGACUGCUACUCAUACCUGCUGUGCUGGAGGUACUUGGUAUGUUGAUUUAGCUGAGGAAGAGAUGGAGAAAACUCUUGGAGUUAACAUGAAGACUGACGUGGUCACUUGUGAAGUACCUUUGGGUGGAGUCCUCUUUUUUAACAAUUGCGUCCCUCACAGAAGCCUUGAAAACUAUUCCGAUAAUGUACGCUGGAGCCUUGACCUUCGUUGGCAAGAUCCUAAUAAGUCCCCAGGGUUUUAUAACCUUAAGCAACCCAUCUUAAUGAGAACUGCUAGUGAUCCCAAUUACAAGAUUGAAUGGGAAGAAUUUGCAACGGCAGAUCGUAACAAAAUACAAAAGGAGUCUUUGGGGAUCGAUGAAAACGAGUUUGACACAACAGUACAUGGUCCAUGGAUGAAACGAUGGCCGAUUACUAACCAUAAUAGGCAUACAAAAGCACUUGCAGCUGAAGAAACUAAAAAAUAGCACAGAGUAGUACCAGAUACUUAUUAAUUACAUGAUAACUGGGUUUAUCUUGGUUUAUAAUAAUUAAUGAAUUUAAUUUGCUGAAAAAAAGAA
Molecule: messenger RNA, 1248 nt
Organism: Amphimedon queenslandica
Lineage: Eukaryota; Metazoa; Porifera; Demospongiae; Haplosclerida; Niphatidae
Exons: 2
Coding region: 22-1155 (377 amino acids)
Source: RefSeq, a predicted model, not a curated record